Molecule: messenger RNA, 3744 nt
Organism: Fusarium venenatum
Lineage: Eukaryota; Fungi; Ascomycota; Sordariomycetes; Hypocreales; Nectriaceae
Biological process (GO): endosomal transport; endocytosis
Cellular component (GO): plasma membrane; cytoplasm
Molecular function (GO): protein binding; calcium ion binding
Source: RefSeq, a predicted model, not a curated record
AUGGCGGCUGAUGAAGCGCCAAACUUGAACCUUUCUCCUGAUGAGAAACGGACCUAUGGUCAACUCUUCCGACAAGCCGAUUCCGAGAGUGUUGGUGUUGUGGUUGGCGAAAUUGCUGUUAGGUUCUUCCACAAAACAGGCCUCGACUCCCGUAUUCUUGGCGAAAUAUGGCAAAUUGCCGAUAAGGAGAAUCGAGGCUUCUUGACACCAGCUGGCUUCGGUAUCGCUCUACGACUCAUCGGACACGCACAAGCUGGUCGCGAGCCUACACCCGAGAUUGCCCUUCAACAAGCUCCUCUUCCUCGAUUCGAUGGCAUCGCACCUCAACCCACUGGCGGCAUUCCUCCGCCUCCGCCUGUCCCCGUCAGCUCGCCGCCUCCUCCCGCUGCUCUUCAAGCCCAAAGCACUGGCGGCCCGAUCCGUAUCCCACCCCUGACUCCCGAAAAGGUCACACAAUAUACCGGUCUAUUCGAACGACAGCCUCUUCAGAACGGCCAGCUCCCCGGUGAUCAGGCUCGAGGUAUUUUCGAGAAGUCUGGUCUGCCUAACGAAGCACUGGGUAGAAUAUGGCAACUUGCCGAUACUGAGCAGCGAGGAGCUCUUAUCUUGACAGAAUUUAUCAUCGCCAUGCACCUGCUUACCUCUAUGAAGACCGGAGCUCUACGAUCUCUCCCUAAUGUCCUUCCUCCUGGUCUUUACGAGGCUGCCUCGCGCCGUGGUCCCGUUCCACGCCAAUCUUCGACUGGUCCUGGCAUAUCUGCUAUUCCUCGACAACUCAGCGGGACGGCACAAGUUCGCACAAACAGCCCUCUUGGCCGGCCUCCUAUGUCCCCUCAACAGAGUGGUGCUAGUGACUGGGCUGUGACCCCUGCUGAUAAGGCUCGAUUCGAUCAGAUCUAUGCCGACCUCGACAAGGGUAACAAGGGCUACAUUACAGGAGAAGAGGCUGUCUCCUUUUUCAGCCAGUCCAACCUACCUGAAGACUCUUUGGCUCAGAUCUGGGAUCUUGCCGACACCAACUCACAGGGCCAGCUUUCACGCGAGCAGUUUGCAGUUGCUAUGUACCUGAUCAGGCAGCAGAGGACUGGUCGUUCAGUUCCUCUACCUACUACCCUGCCCGCCAACCUGAUCCCUCCCAGCCUUCGUAGCCAGGUUCGCCCGCAUACUGCUACAUCCGCAUUCGAUCCUCCUCCCGCGCCUGUGAUACAAGCUCCCCCUCAGCCAAAGUCUGCCCUCGAUGAUUUGUUCGGCCUUGAUUCGGGCAGCUCGACCCCUGCCCCUCCACCUCCUGCUCAGGCUCCUAUGUCAACAGGAGGUUCUAAUGCUAAUGAUCCCUUUGCUGGCGGAUCUUCCUUCACACCCACCUCUCCUGUGAAGCCAGCUUUGACAGGAACUAGUGGCUCAAACUUUAAGCCAUUUGUCCCAUCAUCUUCCUUCGGCAGGGGGUUGACCCAACACCCUACUGGUGGCUCGACCGGCUCGGGCCAGAAGCUUUCCACACCAUCUGCGUCCGAAGAUUUGUUGUCAGACAACGACGAGGCUAGUAAGAACAUCUCAGAAGAGACCACUGAGCUCGCGAACCUUUCAAACCAGAUUUCUUCCCUGUCUAAGCAAACCCAGGACGUUCAGGCCAAGAGGACUACAACCCAGAACGAGCUUAACCAGGCCACGUCUCAGAAGCAAAACUUUGAGCAGCGCCUCGCUCAGUUGCGCUCACUCUAUGAGAAGGAGGCGCAAGAUACCCGUGCCCUCGAGGAGCAGCUCAGCAACGCUCGAAAGGAGACCUCCAAGCUUCAAGCUGAAUGCAUGACACUUGAAGGCACUUACCGAGAUACCCAAGCCCAACAUCAGCAAACACUUCAAGCUCUCCAGGCAGACAAGCAGGAGAACACAAAUCUCAGGGAGCGAAUCCGUGUAGUUAACGGAGAGAUUGCACAGCUCAAGCCUCAGAUUGAGAAGCUCAAGUCCGAGGCUCGCCAACAAAAGGGACUGGUUGCCAUCAACAAGAAGCAGCUGUCUACGACAGAGGGUGAACGUGACAAGCUCAAGACGGAGGCGGAAGACCUCACCAAGAGCAUUGAUGACCUGCGUCAAGCAAACACCGGCUCGCCAGCUUCGGUAUCCGCCCAAAUUGCAAGCCCAGCUGCUUCUGUUUCCAGCGCUAACAACCCCUUCUUCCGCCGAACUGCAAGCACCGAUAUUAUGGGUGCAUUUGCUUCUCCCCCUCCCACCAAAAAUGCCUCUGACAAGUCUUUCGACGACCUCUUCGGACCCGCAUUCCCACCUAGUUCUUCGGCCACACCUCCCCCUGCUGCUCAAUCCGGGUUCUUCAAGCCCCAGCACACUGGUGCCUCGAACGCUAGUGCAGGCUCAUACAACACUCCUCCUGUCCAGGGUUCUCCUGUCAUGAGCCGUCAAGCGACCCUUGCUGCCGAUCCUCCCGCUCCUCCAGAGUCGAGACAAAUCAGCUCUAGUUUCCUGCCCUUCCCUGACCACACUGAGUCUCUCUCGUCCUCUCGCCAAGUGUCUCCUCCCGCUUCGCGUCUUGAUGAUCCUCUUCACGGUUCUAUCACACCUGUUCCUGGUGACUUUAAGUCGUCGGACAGCGUCGGCAGCGUCCCUGGUGCUUUCCCUGGCGAGGACCUAGCUGAAAGCAAGGAUACGCUGUCUACCCCAAAUGACGCUCCUCGUGAGGCUGCCAAGGACGAUGAGUCGAAGCCUGCUGACUCUGCCGAUCCUUUCGGCGGUAACGAUGAGGCCAAGGCCAAGGCUGACUUUGAGAACGCUUUCGCCGCCUUUACGACUGCUAAGACCCAAAGCAAGCCGUCUCCUGAGGCGAACAAGUCGUCGGCUUUCGAUUCUGAGUUCCCUCCCAUCUCAGAGCUUGAGCGUGACGAGGAGGAAGACUCGGACUCCAGCAGCGACAACGGAGGCUUCGAUGAUAACUUCACACCGGCCUCGCCUCCUGCUAAGCCUGCAACUGAAGGCUCGCCUGAAUUGACACACGCAGCCCCUGCCAGCACUUCCCCACAGCCCGCUCAGGAGGCAAACUCUCCCGAAGAACCUAAGGCUGCUAGCGCCGAGCAACCCUCAUCGCCCGCCACCAUCACUGAGACCAACGCACAAAAGUCAUCUGUCGACGACAUCUUUGGCGCAGCUGCCACUGGAACUGCCCCUGCAUCGCAACAAGCAGCCCCAUCCAACCCUCCUCAGGCCAAGGGCGGGUUUGAAGAUCUGGACAGUGACUUUGAAGGCUUAGAGGAUGCUAAGGAGGGCUCCGCCGACGAGGAUUUUGCCAACAUCUCUCGCUCUGGAUUGGAUGACUUCAACCCUGUCUUCGACAGCAGCCCACCUGGAAGCCAGGCCAAGACUGAGUCUACCGCUUUCGGCAACGAGAGCUUUGACUUUGUUUCUGCCAGCUCAACUGGGCCUACUCAGCCAGCCGCUGGGGCUCAGCAGCAAAAGGCUCCUGAGGCUCACGACUGGGAUGCUAUCUUCUCCGGUAUGGACUCGCCCAGCGCUGCUGCUGCGCAACCUGCUCCUGCCGAGAAACCAGAGGGUGCCGAGCCUCAUCCUGGUCAGCAGGCUUUGAACCGCACUUUUUCAACCGAGUCUGAGCACGAUGACCCAAUUCUCAAGAGUCUUACUGGAAUGGGUUACAAGCGCUCCGAAGCUCUCGAGGCUCUCGAAAAAUAUGACUAUGACCUUGACAAGGCUGCGAACUACCUGGCUAGUCGCUCAUAA